Molecule: messenger RNA, 1080 nt
Organism: Ixodes scapularis (black-legged tick)
Lineage: Eukaryota; Metazoa; Arthropoda; Arachnida; Ixodida; Ixodidae
Product: solute carrier family 22 member 21-like
Exons: 1
Coding region: 1-1080 (359 amino acids)
Biological process (GO): transmembrane transport
Cellular component (GO): membrane
Molecular function (GO): transmembrane transporter activity
Source: RefSeq, a predicted model, not a curated record
AUGCCCGUAUCCUCCCAGGCUAUCAGCACCGUGCUGCUCUUCGAGGUGACUCCGCAAGACCACCGGAUGCUCUUCUGCAUGCUUAACAUCUGCGUACCCCUGGUGCUGGGUACGGUGGUGCUCGGCCUUAUAGGCACGACCUCGAUGCACUGGUCGGCAAUGCAGCUUGUUGUGCUAUCGCCCACCCUACUGCUGCUGCUGACCUACCACCUAACGGACGAGUCUCCGCGCUGGCUUAUCACUUCGUGGAAGUUCAAGGAUGCCGAGCGGGUUACCCUCUGGGCGGCAAGAAAGAACGGACUCCCGGACCUGGACAAGGUACGCUCAGCGUACUUCAGGGUCAAGGAAAGCGCCGUCUCGCGUGACGGGUUCACCGCCAGGCCCACCAUUUUCAGCAUCGUUAGCUCGCCCCUUUUGCGUUCCCAAACGCUCAUCGUUUUCGGUGGUUGGUGGGCCAUCUUCAACUGCUACUACAGCAUAGCUCAAUACAAAUCGUUCGGAGGCGGUGCCGUCCCGUUCUACGUAAUGAUCGGGAUCGCCAACAUGUUCACUCAGACCGUCAACUACUUUGUGCUGAGGGCCUACGGCCGCCGGAAGCCGAUGUCGGCCUACUUUCUGGGGCUGUCCGUGCUGAUGACGUCACUGGUGGCAUUGGUGGCCCUGGGGAUGGAGCUGGCGUUCGCGAAAGUCGCGGUUCCGACCGCCUUCCUGGUGGAAGUGGCGUUCACAACCAUGUUUGUGUUCACCGUCGAACUCUUUCCGACAGCGGUGCGCAGCGCUGGCAUGUGCGGCGCUUUCCUGUUCGGGCGCCUAGGCGGCAUCUCAGCGUCGCUUUUCAGCGCCCUGCGACUUCUGGAUCCUCCGAUGGACAGGCUGAUCCCCAUGCUCGUCAACGCGGUCGUGUUCUUUACAUUAGGUUUGCUGGUCCUCUCGUUGCCAGAGACGUUGGCGUUGAGUGCAGCCGACAAGGGCCAGGAGGCUGCGCAAGAGGACAAGUGGAGGUUGGACUCGCCGCUGAAGCGGAAGAAAAAGAGCAGACAGGUUCCCAGGAAAUGCAUUGCUCGAAAACUUGAUCGAUAA